Hibiscus syriacus is the source of this 483-nucleotide messenger RNA. Its product is annotated as GDSL esterase/lipase At4g28780-like. Lineage: Eukaryota; Viridiplantae; Streptophyta; Magnoliopsida; Malvales; Malvaceae. Bases 1 to 483 code for a protein of 160 amino acids. The record is from RefSeq and is a predicted model, not a curated record. The transcript is spliced from 4 exons.
AUGGUUUUGAUCUUCCUAUUGGCCUUUGGGAGCAUUGCUCCAUUGGUUGACGCUCGAGCAUUCUUUAUUUUAGGUUAUUCCCUUGUCGAUAGUGGCAACAACAACAACUACCUUGCAACAACUGCUUGGGCCGAUUCUCCACCUUAUGGGAUCGAUUAUCCGGGUCGGAGAGCCACCGGGCGGUUCUCUAACGGCCUUAACAUCCCAGACUUGAUUAGUCAGAAAUUGGGUUAUCAGAAUCCCAUUGCAAUAUUUGAGCCCAGACUUCAAUGGGAAAAGGCUGCUUAUUGGUGCCAACGCAAGCAAGCACGCAACAUCCAGUUUGUGCUUCAACUGUUUGGUUCUUCCUUGAUCAGAUUUGAACCUUACUAUAUUUGGUUAAAUACUCUAUACAAGGCGGGAGCACGUAGGGUUCUAGUGACAGGCACGGGACCGAUGGGUUGUGUUCCAGCAGAACUGGCUAUACGGGGCACCAAUGGCUGA